AUGCACAUCCCGUGGUCUGCUUCGAGCCUCCUGCUCGCAGGCUCCCUGGCCUCAGCCUUCUCGCUGCCAAAGAAGCCCAACAUCGUCUUCAUCAUGACGGACGACCAGGACCGCCGUCUCGGGUCCACGGACUACCAAAGCGUCCUCCAGAGAGAGUUGAUGUCAAAAGGCACCGAGUUCGUCAACCACUGGACCACCACGGCCCAGUGCUGUCCCAGUCGUGCGGGUCUUCUUCGCGGCCAGCAGACUCACAACACCAACAUCACCCACGUGAUCGGUGCUGGUGGAAGUUAUGACAAGUGGACUAUCGCCGGGGAGGAUAAUGAUUAUCUUCCUCAUUGGCUCAAGAAAGCCGGAUACCGGGUCGAGUGGAAGCUUUUGAACGGGUAUAACACGGUGAACUACAACAGCCCAGCACCAAAAGGGUGGGACUUCAUCAACAGCCUGACCGACCCCUACGCAAUGGACUUCAACAACAUCGUCAUGUCUGAGAACGGCGAAACGCCGCGCCACUACCCAGGCUUCCAUCAGACGGACAUCAUAAGAGCACAAUCCUUGGAUAGACUCGAAUACCUCACCUCCCAAGAAAAAUCCUUCUUCCUCACCAUAGCCCCGACGGUCCCGCACGAACACGACGUCGUCUACGCCCCGAUACCCCUCCUCCGCCACCAGGGCCUCUUCCCCAACGCGACGGCCCCGCGGCCGCCGAACUGGAACCCGGCGGACGAGUUCCAGCGGCAGAAGUCCAACUGGAUGAAGCAGCUGCGCCGGCUGAACGAGACGGAGAUCGAGCACGGCGACUGGCUCUUCAGGCAGAGGAUCGAGUCGCUCCAGGGCGUUGACGAGAUUAUCGAGGACGUGGUCGAGUUGUUGGAGGAGAAGGGGGUUAUCGAGAACACGUAUAUAAUAUACACCACCGACAACGGCUGGACCAUCGGCGCCAACCGCGUGGCCGCCGGCAAAGCCACCCCCUACGCAGACGACACCAACCUCCCCUUCGUCGUCCGCGGCCCCGGCGUUCCCUCGGGCGUCAAAUCCACCCUCCCCGGCGCGCACGUCGACCUCGCGCCGACGUUCCUCGAGAUCGCCGGCGUCCAGCCCGAGGACCUGCCCCCGUUCCUCGACGGGCGGAGCCUGUUCGACCAGUGGCUGCGCCCGGGCGCCGGGUACGAGGGGAAGGGCGCGGGCGCGGGCCGGGAGCUGCUCAACGUCGAGUUCUGGGGCUCGCGGAUCAUCGAGGCGCCCGCGGCGUCCGAGGUCGGGCCGAUCCCGAACAACACGUACAAGACGCUGCGGCUUGUCGGGGAGGGGUUCUCGUGGUUGUUCGUGAAGUGGUGUACCAACGAGGUGGAGCUGUACAACACGCAGGAUGAUCCGUACGAGCUCACGAACCUCGUCAACUCGACAGACACUGCCGUCAAAAGACUACUAACCCGCCUCAACGCGAUCCUCCUCGUCACGAAGUCCUGCACCGGCCAAACAUGCCGCGACCCCUGGACCGUCCUCCAACCGCCGGACGCCGCCACGCGGAUCACGACACUAACCGAAGCCCUCUCCCCGUCCUACGACGCCUUCUUCGCCUCGUUCCCCGAGCUCCGCUUCAACGAGUGCAUGCAGUACCAGUACGCCCCGAACGAGGCGCCCUUCUACCCGCCUGGUGCGGAGGCGGGGAUGAGCGAGUACCGGGAGCCGACGGACAACUUCAUGGAGACCAGCGCGCUCAAGGUGAUCGAGCCGGACCUCACCAAGUUCUACGGCGGGGCGGAGCAGAGGGGCGUCAGAUGGGCCGAGAUCUUGGCUGCUUCGCGGCCGUUGACGAGGGAGGAGUUGGGGGCUAGCGUGGGUAAGAGGACACUCGCGGAGAGGGAUAUGCCGGAACGGUAUAACUAG
Molecule: messenger RNA, 1890 nt
Organism: Colletotrichum karsti
Lineage: Eukaryota; Fungi; Ascomycota; Sordariomycetes; Glomerellales; Glomerellaceae
Product: sulfatase
Exons: 7
Coding region: 1-1890 (629 amino acids)
Molecular function (GO): glycosaminoglycan binding; N-acetylglucosamine-6-sulfatase activity
Source: RefSeq, a predicted model, not a curated record